Messenger RNA from Thrips palmi, 4274 nucleotides. RefSeq names its product glutamate receptor ionotropic, kainate 2-like. Gene Ontology annotation, biological process: synaptic transmission, glutamatergic; modulation of chemical synaptic transmission; monoatomic ion transport. NCBI's taxonomy places the organism in Eukaryota, Metazoa, Arthropoda, Insecta, Thysanoptera, Thripidae. Gene Ontology annotation, cellular component: postsynaptic membrane; plasma membrane. Bases 451 to 3201 code for a protein of 916 amino acids. Gene Ontology annotation, molecular function: transmitter-gated monoatomic ion channel activity involved in regulation of postsynaptic membrane potential; glutamate-gated receptor activity. The record is from RefSeq and is a predicted model, not a curated record. The transcript has 19 exons.
CCGCCGAGGACGACGACGAAGCUACCAUCUUGUUCGAGUUCUCCGAGGACAUCACGGUGCGCUGCCGCGACAAGGUGGUCAAGACGGAGCACCGCGACACCAAGGUGUACUGUUACUGAAGACGGCCCGCGGCCCACCAGGACCCUGCGUGCAGCAUGCGUGCAGUGCACUGUGGGGAUGGGGGCCCCUCGGCCCUGAAGUAGGCUGCACCGCGUAGUCGAGCACACCCUCCUAGAUACAGCACCAAACCUUGCCCGCCGCGCUGGAACGGCAUGAGAGCUGCGGUGCAAGGAAGCAAGACUACUUCUAGAAGCGGGAAACGACAGCGGAAUGGAUCAGUUUGAAUUGGAAGAGGCGCUGCGGUGUGAUGCGACUCGUGGGGCCCGGGCCUGCCGCCACCCUGGACCGUGAAGACUGCCGCAGCUGUGCGUGGCUGUGCGUGCCUCCGCGAUGCGCUGCGCGGGCUGGGCGCCGCUCUGGUCCCUCGGGGUCGCCUUCCUGCUGUCCGCCGUGCAGGCCCUGCCCGACGUCAUCAGGAUAGGCGGGCUGUUCCAUCCGGCCGACGACACCCAGGAGGUGGCCUUCCGCUAUGCCGUGGAGCGCAUUAAUGCCGAUCGGACGCUGCUGCCCCGGGCCCGCCUCUCGGGGCAGAUCGAGAAGAUAUCCCCGCAGGACUCCUUCAGAGCGUCCAAGAGCGUGUGCCACCUGCUGCAGUCCGGAGUGGCGGCCAUCUUCGGCCCGCAGUCGGGCCAGACCGCCAGCCAUGUGCAGUCCAUCUGCGACACGAUGGAGGUGCCGCACCUCGAGACGCGGUGGGACUUCAGGAUCAGGAGGGAGUCGUGCUUGGUGAACCUCUACCCCCACCCCAGCGCCCUGUCCAAGGCGUACGUGGACAUCGUCCGGGCCUGGGGUUGGCGGACCUUCACCAUCAUCUACGAGAACAACGAGGGCCUGGUGCGCAUCCAGGACCUGCUCAAGGCGCACGGCCCGUCCGAGUUCCCCAUCGCAGUGCGCCAGCUCGGCGACGGCAACGACUACCGGCCGCUGCUGAAGCAGAUCAAGAACUCGGCCGAGUCCCACAUUGUGCUGGACUGCUCCACCGAGCGGCUCUACGACGUCCUCAAGCAGGCGCAGCAGAUCGGCAUGAUGAGCGACUACCACUCGUACCUCAUCACUUCGCUGGACCUGCACAGCGUGGACCUGGAGGAGUUCAAGUACGGCGGCACCAACAUCACGGCCUUCCGCCUGGUGGACCCGGAGAAGCCCGAGGUGCAGCAGGCCGUCAAGGACUGGAUCCAGGGCGAGGCGCGGCACGGCCGCAAGCUGGACAUGGACGCCGCCAAGGUCAAGACGGAGACGGCGCUGAUGUACGACGCGGUGCACCUGUUCGCGAAGGCGCUGCACGACCUGGACAGCAGCCAGCGCAUCGACAUCAAGCCCCUGUCCUGCAACUCGGACGACACCUGGCCGCACGGCUACUCGCUCAUCAACUACAUGAAGAUCGUGGAGAUGCGGGGACUCACCGGCACCAUCAAGUUCGACAACCAGGGCUUCCGCACUAACUUCGUCCUGGACAUCAUCGACCUCUCCAGGGAGGGGCUGCGCAAGAUCGGCACCUGGAACUCCACGUCGGGCGUCAACUUCACCCGCACCUACGGGGAGGAGUACACGCAGAUCGUGGAGAGCCUGCACAACAAAACCAUGAUCGUCACAACUAUUCUGAGUUCCCCAUAUUGUAUGCGAAAAGACUCAAGUGCGAUGCUGACUGGCAAUGCUCAGUUCGAGGGCUACGGAAUCGACUUGAUCCACGAGAUCUCGAAGAUACUAGGUUUCAAUUACACGUUCAAAUUGGUCCCAGAUGGGCGCUACGGGUCGCUCAAUAGGGAGACAAAGGAGUGGGACGGCAUGAUGAGAGAGCUACUUGACCAGCGUGCUGACGUGGCCAUAGCAGAUUUAACCAUAACCUACGACAGGGAGCAGGCAGUGGACUUUACUAUGCCAUUCAUGAACUUGGGAAUUAGCAUUUUGUACCGCAAGCCAAUCAAACAGCCUCCCAACCUAUUCUCCUUCCUGUCCCCAUUGUCCCUGGAUGUGUGGAUCUACAUGGCAACGGCUUACCUGGGCGUAUCCGUCCUCCUCUUCAUCUUGGCCAGGUUCAGCCCGUACGAAUGGGACAACCCCCACCCCUGCAACGACGAACCGGAGAUCCUAGAGAACCAGUUCAGCCUCAUGAACUCGCUUUGGUUCACCAUUGGUUCACUCAUGCAGCAGGGUUCGGACAUUGCCCCCAAGGCCGUGUCGACUCGAAUGGUGGCUGGCAUGUGGUGGUUCUUCACCCUCAUCAUGAUCUCCUCCUACACUGCCAACCUGGCCGCUUUCCUUACGGUGGAGCGAAUGGAUUCGCCGAUCGAGAGCGCAGAGGACCUCGCCAAGCAGACCAAGAUCAAGUACGGCGCUCUUCGCGGGGGCUCAACCGCAGCCUUCUUCAGGGAUUCCAACUUCUCGACGUACCAGCGAAUGUGGUCCUUCAUGGAGUCGGCCCGGCCGUCCGUCUUCACGUCAUCCAACGGGGAGGGCGUGGACCGCGUGGUGAAGGGCAAGGGCAACUACGCCUUCCUCAUGGAGUCCACGUCCAUUGAGUACGUCAUCGAACGGAACUGCGAGUUGACGCAGAUCGGAGGCCUUCUCGACUCCAAGGGCUACGGCAUCGCCAUGCCCCCCAACUCGCCGUACCGGACUGCCAUCAGUGGCGCGGUGCUCAAACUCCAAGAAGAAGGAAAACUGCACAUCCUCAAGACAAAGUGGUGGAAGGAGAAGCGGGGCGGUGGCUCGUGCAGGGACGACCCCAGCAAGAGCAGCUCUGCCGCGAACGAGCUCGGCCUGGCCAACGUCGGCGGCGUCUUUGUGGUGUUGCUGGGCGGCAUGGGUGUGGCAUGCGUCAUCGCCGUGGCCGAGUUCGUGUGGAAGGCGCGCAAAGUGGCCGUGGAAGAGCGGAAAGAGUCGCUGGAGACGAAAGUUUCGCUGGACCACUUGCACUUUUCCCCACCGUGUAUGGUGCUGACUAAUGCUCACGGACCCCACGGCAGCCAAGGGCAAGCUCGCGGUGCCUUGGACGGACAAGCCUGCACUUCUCAAAGCACAGAGCAGGUCCCCACGUACAAGCCGUACUCAGACAAACACGCCCUCUCACGAGCCGAGUAACCGUUUUAGACAAUAAAAUGGGAGAGAAUGCAGUGUCAGCUGUACACGUGUCAGAAGAUAAAGCGUACGGAUCAAAGACAGAAUCUCAAUUAUUGUGUGUCCCGUUGAACGUUUGAGUUAUUGUUAGUGGAUUAAAAACCGUGAGGUUGGGUUUGUGUCGUGGCCCAAAAUAAAUUCAAUUGUGAUUUUUGUGAUUCAUAUGAGACUUUUUAGGAAUUUCAAACUGUCAGCCCAUUUUUUUCUGUAGAUUUGUAUGGAUUGGACUGCCACACUCGUUUAUGUUAGUCUUUGUAAAAGUAGGAAUAAGCUGUCGGUACGGUGGACUUUCAAUUGGACUUGGUUUUCAUAGACCGCCUUUAUUCAAGGGCUUUAUUCCCUCGAAUGUUGGGAAAAAGACUGCCACGCAUGUCUCUCAUAGCCUUCAUUGAGCACGAAUGCCAUGUUAAUGUUUGUUACUGAUAAGUGUAACCAUCGUGAGGUAUUACAAAAAUUGUGUCCCUCUGGGAAUCUGACGAAAACACACUGCCUUCCUUUAUUUUCUUAGAACAACGUUUUAGUGUAACACGUUUCAAUAGUUUUAGUAAAAUAUGGGUUUGUGGCGUCACAUAUCCUUACAUUUUGUUACCAUUGUACUCCAGUCUCCUCCAAUGGUUUGCUUUAUGUCAGAAAUUCCAGAGAACCCUUGCGGAAAACCUUGUCACUUCCUUGAGGAGUCGUUUGUUCCAAGACCAGUUUGUUUAUUUAAACAAAAAUAUGUCAUUUUAGCCCAUUCAAAUCCGUAGAUUUAACAAAAUAAUGUAAGUAAAACUUUAUAUUCGUAUGUUGGUAUCCUCUAGGCAAUAGGGUAAGACAGGCCAGUUCUUCAAAACACCGAAGACGCGUCUCUCAAUUAAUCACCUGCGAGACACUUAUGCUCCUGUGUUAUCUUUAAUUAUUUGUAUUCAUCUGGAAUCUACUGUUUAUAAAUAAAAUAAGUCAUUGGUGAAAAAUUUGUCAAAGAAUAAACAUUGAACAUAAUAAAUACUCAAUUUCUUGUGCCAAUGUGGUUCUAAAUAAAAACCUGUUUUUUUAAA